AUCAAAUUUUGAAUAUCUAUGACAUGGUGACAUUUGAAUGGUGUUUGUGCAGUGAUAACUCGUAAUAGUUGGUAACAUCAUUUGUUCGCACGAUGGCGUCCGGUGGUGCAGAAAACACGACAGAGGAAAGGACCGAGCCAGCGACGCCGGCACAACCUCUCACCAAUGUUGGGAGCGAAACAGCACACAGGAUACUAGCAAUGAAUAAGGAUUCUGAUCUAUCUGGUGUGCCACCGAAGAAGUCACGUGUUGAAGUACAAUCUCUUCCAACUAGACAAUACUUGGAUCAGACUGUGGUUCCAAUUUUGUUACAAGCUCUGUCUAAUUUAGCCAAGGAAAGACCUGCCGAUCCCAUUAGCUUUUUAGCAGGAUACCUGCUGAGGAAUAAAAGCCAGUAUGAUAAUGGUGAAUCCCCACCUACUAGUCAAUGAAUUGCCUGUGCAUUUAUAAUAUGUGGUGAAAAUUGAAGAAUCGUUUAUAAAUAUUGAAAUUUCUUAGGAAUAUAUUCAAGUUGGGCAGAGUGUAUUUGUGUAAUAUCAAAUUAAAUAAAGAUGUAUUAGCUUUUUA
This is a messenger RNA of Frieseomelitta varia, 567 nucleotides long. Its product is annotated as protein dpy-30 homolog. NCBI's taxonomy places the organism in Eukaryota, Metazoa, Arthropoda, Insecta, Hymenoptera, Apidae. The record is from RefSeq and is a predicted model, not a curated record. Bases 93 to 431 code for a protein of 112 amino acids. The transcript is spliced from 3 exons. Gene Ontology annotation, cellular component: Set1C/COMPASS complex.